Asparagus officinalis (garden asparagus) is the source of this 1131-nucleotide messenger RNA. RefSeq lists its product as uncharacterized. The transcript has 4 exons. Gene Ontology annotation, molecular function: nucleic acid binding; zinc ion binding. Lineage: Eukaryota; Viridiplantae; Streptophyta; Magnoliopsida; Asparagales; Asparagaceae. The record is from RefSeq and is a predicted model, not a curated record. The coding region runs from base 1 to 1131 and encodes 376 amino acids.
AUGCCUGGUGCCCGGCUUUGCGGCAGUUAUAGCAAACUCCCCGGAACUUACGCUGCUGACGAGCUCUCUGAUUCCGUUGGGAUCCCUUCUUAUGAGGGCCCUACUGUUGCUGAGGUCCAGACCAAGAUCAUCAUGUCGCAUGUCCCGAUAGGUCAGUCCCCUGCUGCGUCAGCUGAUGGCGUGCUUCCCUCGUAUGCUGAUAAAAUUGCUAAAAUAGCGAGCGUUGAUUUCGAAGUCCUUGACGCUGCUGGCAAGAAUUAUUUGAGUUGGCAUGUGGACCUGAAGUUCCACUUACGUGCCCAGGGCUUAUUAGCCACAAUUUCAACUCCUGCUCCACCGGCUCCGGCCACUGUUACGGGUAAUGCUGUAAAUAAUGCUGAGGUUGCUACUACAGUGAUCGUCUCUGAUAUAGAUAAGGCGAAAGCCAUUAUCUACAUCAGGAGACAUAUUGAUCGGACCCUGAAGGCCGAAUACCUGACUGUAGAGGACCCAAAGGAAUUGUGGACUGCACUUGAGGACCGAUACAAACAUCAGAAAGAUGUGAUCCUCCCACGUGCACGUUAUGAGUGGGAAAACCUCCGACUUCAGGACUUUAAGUCCGUAGCUGAGUAUAACUCAGCACUUCAUAAUAUCACCUCUUGCCUGAAGUUGUGUGGUGAAGAAGUUUCGGAGGAACGCAUGUUGGAGAAGACUUACACAUCCUUCCACGAGAAGGAUGCAAUCCUCAUGCAACAGUACCGCGAACGAAAGUUCAAAAAGUAUUCUGAAUUGCACUCCACCCUUCUGAUGGCGGAGCAAAACAGAGAAUUGCUUUUGGCCACUCAUAACCUACGCCCUGCCAGAUGUCCACCCCAGAAAAACAACCCGCCCCAGAGCAGCAAUAGUGAGGGAAAGAAGAAGUGGAAGAAGAAGACCACUGAGCUGUCGUCCAUUCCCAAGAACACUUGGGAGGACAAAUGCCACAGAUGUGGCAUGACUGGACAUUGGUCCAGAAACUGUCGCACUCCGCGACACCUCCAAGAUCUGUAUCUAGCGAGCCAGAAGUCUCCUGUUGAAACAAAUCUGGUGGAAAAGCAGCCGUCUACUCAGUUCACUGCUGAUGACUUCGAAAUGGAUGAUCUUCUCGACUAG